Messenger RNA from Batrachochytrium dendrobatidis JAM81, 1038 nucleotides. RefSeq lists its product as uncharacterized. The transcript is spliced from 3 exons. NCBI's taxonomy places the organism in Eukaryota, Fungi, Chytridiomycota, Chytridiomycetes, Rhizophydiales. The coding region runs from base 1 to 1038 and encodes 345 amino acids. The record is from RefSeq and is a predicted model, not a curated record.
AUGUCUCACAAGAUCAAUCCACAAAAUAUGGAAAGUAUCGUUUUCAACCCCAUAUACGCCAGUGCCGAUCAUGAUUUGACAUAUAGCAAAAAUGACAAGAGCCAUGCAUACGAUACUUUGAUUUGCCCAUCUGCUAAACCUUUGGCAAGAUGGAGCAUUCCCGAUUUUCGUAUUGUCAUGCGAGAUCAAGUUCCAGCUAUAGUCGAGAUUCUUUCAUUAAACCAGCCGAGUUCCUCAAUGACAACUGGCUUUAGCAACCAUAUGAGUUUACAAAACAGUGCACCUGAUUUAUCCCACAUGGAUCAUCUGCAGACUGUAAUCAAUGCUGUACUUUUUGCUGGAGUAGAGCAAGGCACAGUCUGUGAUCCACUUUUAGGGGAUAUGUUGGUUACAUUUAAGCAGUUUCAAUGGAUACACCAAUCCAGAUACUUGUUUACGAAUCGCUUGACUGGUAAGGUUUCUACCCCUACUUCCAAGAUCCAGUUUUUAAUUCAAUAUCAAACGUCCAUCAGUGUACCUCCUUUUGUAUGUGGUACUGCGUGCAAUAUACCAGUCAGCCAACAUACUUUGAACACUAGCUUGGAAUGCAGCCAGCAUAUACACGGCGAUGCAUUGAAUCGAAUAGGAAAUGUAGAAAUUGUCGACGACACAGUUGGGCUUGGACACGAUGAGCCAGAUUCACUUGUGAACCCUACUCCAAGUCGAGGCCAGCACAGUAUAUGUGACAGUGUCAGCUCUCGACAAGCCCAGUUUCAAGAAAUUUCAUCGCGAACCACAAGGUCGAAAAUACCACACACUGCUGAACUUUUGGCAAAUAAGCUCACCAUCAAACAUACGAAUCCGCAUGUUCGUGUUUCAAAAAGUAAAUCGCACUUUCGUGUUGCUCGGCGAGUCAAAAUAGUGCUUAGUGACACUGAAAAGCAAGUGUUUGUAAAAAGUAUUGUUGCCACAUUGGCAAAAACUCAGCAGGCUGAUAGCAAAGAGCACACUCGUAUACUUCGGUCCAUCACUUUUAGGAAGUUUGUAGAUGCAAAGUGA